This is a messenger RNA of Acaulospora colombiana, 621 nucleotides long. The record is from the annotation of a GenBank genome assembly. Lineage: Eukaryota; Fungi; Glomeromycota; Glomeromycetes; Diversisporales; Acaulosporaceae.
AUGGGUGAUUCUCCUCAUUCAAUUCCGACCUUCAAUUCAUUGAGCACUUCCUCUACUUCUUCAACUUCGUCACUUUUAAAUCAAACACCUAUAAGUACAAGCCUACCAUCUUUUUCCUCCUCAGUCUCUACUUAUGUAGGGCCAGUCGCUCAAUCGAGUGGAACAACAAAUGUUCAGAUAGCAACGGAGAACAAUGGAGCUUUGCCUUCCACUUCAGUGCACCAGCAGCGUCAGAUAACUCAAGCUUCUCAAUCUUUCUCUUCAUAUCGCGCUCCUCCUCCGCUUUCAGGUCGAAAUGGGCCAGUCUCUAUAAACUCGUCGACUGCUUCUGCGUUGAAUAUAGCUUCACCGACAUCCUUGGUGCCACCGACUCCACGGAUGGAACGGUCGAAUUCUACAUCUACCAUGUAUUCUGCUUCUGGAUCUAUCCAUGAGAAAUCUAUGUCUGCUAGUUCCAUUACAGUAAAUUCUCCCAGUGCAAUUUCUAGCGUGCCCUCACAUAAAGAAUCUGAAAGAUAUGAACAUGAUAAGUGGAGUUCUUUGGUCGCAAAAGUUUUACCCUUGUUCAAUGGUGAGGGAUUAAAAGCAUGCAUUGAAGAUUUGAACGAAUUGGUAAGGUAA